GUUAACAUCAUCGCGUUCCCCGGGACCAUCGUGUGUCAUCGUCGACGCGGACAGACCUAGACAACCGGUCGGCAAACAGGCAGCUAGGAACGUGGCGCUAGGCAGGCAAAUUGCGAAGAGCACCAUAACACACGAAAAAAAGGGUUCUGGAGCGCGCGGGUGUGCGCGUCCGACUAGAAGACCCGUCCCGGACCGGUGCCACCAUCGCCAUCGCCACCAUAGCAGCACAGUUUGUGGUGACGCCCGCGAGUGUACGGACCGAUUCGGAACAACGGUGGUGCCGCUGAAGCUGCUGCUGCUGCUAAACGGUGGGUGACGAUAUUGGCCGGCGUGGUGCGCGUUCGCUAAUUACACACGAAGCAUCAACAAACCGCCCACCCAGAUCCAGAGGAGGAGGAGUAGGAACAGCGCCCAAAAACAACCGGUGGUCGAAAAGGACCAAGGACCCCCAGCCCAAAACACCAAAUGGCUCCAAACGUAUCGGACAGUACGGCGACGGUCACGCGCUGCGCUGCUGCUGCUGAUGAAACUGCGAACGUUGAUGACCAUGCGCUCACCAGUGCCGACCUCCGAACAGGGAGUGCUCGGAAACGGAUAGGACCGAUUCCGACCGUCACUGACACCGCCACCACCAACACCGAUGACACUUCCUUCAGCGACCGGAACAACAACAAGACCAGUAAUGACUGUGAUUACGUGGCCAGUGAGGCCCCGUUCCAGGCACAGAUACGGUGGCCCGAUUUUCUGGCCCAACUCUUCGUGCACACCGGGUUCGUGAUUGGGCUAGUGUUGCUGAUGACGCUGCAGGUCAAGCUGUACACAUUCCUGUGGACCCUUCUGCUGGUGUGGGCCUCGGGAAUCGGCAUAACGGCCGGAGCCCAUCGCCUUUGGUCGCACAAAUCAUACAAAGCUCGAUGGCCGCUCCGGUUACUGCUAAUGUUCUUAUUUACAAUUUGUGGCCAGCGUGAUGCGUACACAUGGGCCCACGAUCAUCGCGUCCAUCACAAGUACUCGGAAACGGAUGCGGAUCCGCAUAAUGCGAAGCGAGGAUUCUUCUUCGCCCACGUCGGUUGGGUGUUCCUAACACCCCAUCCGGAGGUUGUGGCCAAGCGUAAGAUCAUCGACAUGAGCGAUCUGGAAGCGGAUCCGAUCGUAAUGGCCCAGCGGCGCUUCUACAUUCCCCUUUUUGCACUGCUGGUGAUCGCCAUGCCGGUCCUGGUGCCGUGCUACUACUGGGACGAGCGUCCGAUGGUCGCAUUCUGGGUGUGCUUUACGCUCCGCUUCACCACCACGCUCAAUAUUGCCUUCUUCGUGAACAGCGUGGCGCACAUGUUCGGUAACCGGCCGUACGAUAAGAGCAUCAGCCCGGUGGAAAACCUGGCGGUCGCGAUCGCAGCGAUGGGCGAAGGGUGGCACAACUACCAUCACGUGUUUCCGUGGGACUACAAAACCAGCGAGCUCGGCAGUUAUGUGUUCAACAUUACCACCGCCUUCAUCGACUGCUUCGCCCGGCUAGGAUGGGCCUACGAUCGAAAAUCGGUACCGGCGGAGGUGAUCGCACGAAGGGCGGCAAAGUGUGGCGAUGGGACACGCUUCCUCACCGACGAGUACGCCCAUCAGGAUGCUGUGUGGGGCUACGGUGACCAUGAUCUACCACCGGAAGAUGUGGCGGCCAUUGUACAGGAACUACAGUAACGUACCGGUGGCGUACGGUUCGGUCCGGCAAGUGACUAGAAACAUAGCGGAACUUGCUUCCUGACGAUUCAACCAAAAACCUGUUACCAUACGAGAAUGCGACCGGACUCGGGUAGGGUAGCAGACACCAGUUUAACGGCAUUCGCAUCGUCACUCGCCUCGUACCCCCUUCGAAAAUGCUCUCGGUUAUUGUUCCUGCGCCAAACUCCGCUCCCCAAUACACUAGUUGCAGAUUUACCAUGCCCUGCCCCACGAACCCAUGCAUGUCACUUACAUCUCUGUACCGUUUCUACGAAUAGUAUGUGACUUUACAGUACACGCUUUCGAAAACGGGCCGACAAAAAACCUCCAAGCCAUGGACGGGAAUAUGCGGCCAGCAGCUGCAGGCACGAGCUGCAGCUCGGUUACCUACGCGCAAUCUAACCCAUAUGCGCGUUUGCGUGUGAUCAAGCCCCCGGACAAUCCAGCAAAUCCGGUUUCCAGAGCCAAAGAUGCAACCGGAAACGAAGAAAAAGGGAAAGGAAACCAUUGAACGCUGGCCUGCAGCAUGAGCGCAAGAUCGCUGUGUGAUCGUAAAAAGAGCAUUUGGCAAUGAAAGUGCUCGAUUGCUUGGUAUUUAUUUACAGCUGCAACUGGAUUGUUCCACCCCUUGAUGGUGACGAUCAGGGUUCGAGUCGAAGCUUCUCGAAAAAAACAUUUUUUAAAGAGAUUUUUUGAUAAAAAAAAAUAAAACCUUUGCUACGCAACAACGCAUCAACGAUCUACAACACACGGAGGGGAUCUUUAUGUACUAAAGACGAUAAAUCAGUUUCCUCUGUUUCGCAGAAGUCCCUUACGGUGUCCAUCGAUUGCUCAGGAAGUGCCGGAUCGAGUGUUGCUUGUGGCACAACUCACCGCGAUGCACCUUUCCGCUUUUAUUAGAACCGCUUGGUAUUCCCCAUUUUACUAAAACCGGAAUACGCCGGUAACGGGCACGGCACUCGGCGGCUCGAUACGAAACAGCAGCAGGCGUGGUACGAUUUUCCAUGUAUGGGAAUAAAAUUUACAUUCGAUUGAAUAAAGAUCGUCACUAUUUACGUCGAGCGCCGGUAGCCAUCGGUGACUGUUGGCGUUUUCCGUGGUAAACGAGCAGACCAUGGCCCGGCUACGCGAAACACGUUCAAAGUCCCUUCGUAAGGUGCGGCAGGUCAAGUGUCCCGGGUCAACCAAAACGGCCCCCUACCCGUUUGGACCACAUUGUGAACGCAGAGGAAGUGCUUGGAACUACUGCUUACUAUUUACAAUAAACUACAUACGGUUAAAUCAC
Messenger RNA from Anopheles aquasalis, 3001 nucleotides. RefSeq names its product acyl-CoA Delta-9 desaturase. The record is from RefSeq and is a predicted model, not a curated record. Lineage: Eukaryota; Metazoa; Arthropoda; Insecta; Diptera; Culicidae. Gene Ontology annotation, biological process: unsaturated fatty acid biosynthetic process. Gene Ontology annotation, molecular function: stearoyl-CoA 9-desaturase activity; iron ion binding. Gene Ontology annotation, cellular component: endoplasmic reticulum membrane.